AUGGCUUCAGACUUCGACUUCGAUCUCACCAUCUGGAAUAGCUAUUCAUCUUCAACAUUCAACUCCUCAUCCAAGGAGCAGCCUAGUCUCUUCUCGUCACAUAGAAUCCAGGAUGUCCGUCCUCCAGACGUGAGCUCUCAAUUAGCUGCUCGUAUGGGCGAAGCUGAAGCUCUUGGAGAGUCACUCGUGAGCAUCAUUCAAAUCAAGAAAUAUACCCCUGCAAUUAUCACAACCCUAGAGAGCUGUUUCUCUGAAUUUCCACGGGAGCUUCUUGAAAAUGUUGUUUUGAACACAGCCAAUGGCCAAAACAUAUCGGUCAUUCCAAGCACCCACGAUGAAUCCACGGGCAUCCGAUCUCUUAUAAAUUUCCCCUUUGUCUUGCCAUCUUCGUACACUUCCGAGACAGAGACCGACAACCGCAUUAGUUUCUUGCCAGUGGCUAUUUGGCUUUACCCAUCUUCUUUCAUCAAGACCUCCCAACAAGGUAGUUCUAGAACGAACAUUGUGCUUAUUUGUACCAACUCCCACGUCUCCCGUGCGCUUAUCUCAUAUUAUGGUGCUGCCUAUCAAAAACGGUGGAUGCGAUUACAGAAAAGCCCCACCUGGAUAUUUCCAGAUAUCCUACACGCUUUGGGCGGCUGGUGGGAAGUCUGGAACAUCACAAAACAACACCUGGGUGUUUAUCACCGUUACGUUCAUGAACUUUCUCGUCCGGUCCGGUUGCUGAACAUCAGAGACUCUCAAAAGCCUCGGCUGCUCGAUCUAGCACGACAACUUCAUGACAAAAACGCGAUUUUACUGUCCGUGCGUGAGCAGCUUCGCAUUCACUCGGCUGCGCUUUCACGCUUUCUUCGUCUGCCCAUGUGUACUUCGUCACAAGACGUCAUAGACAGAUUGCAAGAGCAUCUCGAAGAUAUCAACUACCAUGAGGAAACAUCUCAGGUGUUGACACGGCAGCUUGAAAAUAUUAUGAGCUUGGUAUUCAGUAUCGAGACCAUGGCUCAAGGCCAGGCAGUAGCUCGAUUGAAUAUUCUUGCCUUUGCAUUUCUUCCUUUGUCGUGGGUCGCCAGUUUAUUUGGCAUGACACAAUUCUCCUUGUCCGCGGCCUGGUAUCCCCUCGGGGCAUUAAUCGCCCUCCUUGUCGUGGUCGCGAUUUCAUUUGCUCUCCCUAUACAUGGCUUCGACUGGUCUACGAUGUGUCAGUCGAUGUCACGUCGACUCAACAAGGACAUGAUAUCGUCGACACAUGAUCCUGAUACUCCCGCAGGCUCCCAUGCACCUUCGGUCUAUAACUCAUCUACUAUCGAUCUCAGUCGGCAAGAACUUCCUCUGCAAGAACUUAUUCAGCAAGAGCUCAUACAGCGAGAACUCAUUCAGCAAGAUCUCAUUCAGGAAGAACUCAGUCGGCAGGCAAACCUCAGUUUGCACAAAAUUAGUUCUCCCGUACAUCGCAUGAGUGGAUCUCCUCAUCCCGCCAAUCCGUUUAUCCGGACCAAGCCUAACGCGCCGGCACCUAUCAGAAAGUCCAGCGAGGUUGUGGAGUAA
Molecule: messenger RNA, 1545 nt
Organism: Penicillium brasilianum
Lineage: Eukaryota; Fungi; Ascomycota; Eurotiomycetes; Eurotiales; Aspergillaceae
Source: the annotation of a GenBank genome assembly